AGGGGCCGCGGGCAGGGCAGGGGCAGCGCGGGGCAGCGCGGGCGCCGGCGACAUGCUGCUGUCGCUCGUGCUGCACAUGUACUCCAUGCGCUGCGUGCUGCCCGCCGCGGUGCUGCUGGGCUCGGCGCCCACCUACGUGCUGGCCUGGGGCGCCUGGCGGCUGCUGUCGGCGCUGCUGCCCGCGCGCUUCUACCAGGCGGUGGACGACCGGCUCUACUGCGUCUAUCAGAGCAUGGUGCUCUUCUUCUUCGAGCACUACACCGGGGUGCAGAUACUGCUAUAUGGAGAUAUGCCAAAAAAUAAAGAAAAUGUCAUAUAUUUAGCAAAUCAUCAGAGCACAGUGGACUGGAUCGUGGCCGACAUCCUGGCCGUCCGGCAGAACGCGCUUGGACACGUGCGCUAUGUGCUGAAGGACGGACUCAAGUGGCUUCCCUUGUACGGGUGCUAUUUCUCUCAGCACGGGGGAAUCUACGUGAAGCGAAGUGCCAAGUUCAACGAGAAGGAGAUGAGAGGGAAGCUGCUGAGCUACGUGCGUGCGGGCACCCCGAUGUAUCUUGUGAUUUUUCCAGAGGGGACAAGGUAUAAUCCGGAACUAACAAAGGUCUUAUCAGCUAGUCAAGCCUUUGCUGCUCAAGAAGGCCUUCCCGUCUUGAGGCAUGUGCUAACUCCCCGCAUCAAGGCCACUCACGUGGCUUUCGACUCCAUGAAGAGCUACUUAGAUGCCGUAUACGACGUCACUGUGGCUUUCGAGGGGACGGUGGAUGAGAAGGGUCAGCGAAAGGAAGCGCCCAGCAUGACUGAAUUUCUCUGUAAAGAAUGUCCAAAAAUUCACAUACACAUCACUCGCAUAGACAAGAAGGACGUCCCGGAGGAGCAGCUGCGCAUGAAGAGAUGGCUCCACGAGCGCUUUGAGAUCAAGGACAAGUUGCUGAUAGAAUUCUACGACUCGCCGGACCCGGACAGGAGGAACAAGUUUCCCGGGGAGAGCGUGCAUUCUCGGCUGAGCCUCCAGAAGACCCUGCCCUCCCUGCUCGUCCUCAGCGGCCUGACGGCUGGCCUGCUGCUGACCGAGGCCGGGAGGAAACUGUAUGUGAAGACCUGGGCCUUUGGGACCGUCCUCGGGUUCCUGUGGGUCAGCGUGCGGGCGUGAGCGUGUCCUCGGCCUGGGCGGUGUAAAUAAAGCCUUGUUGACCGAACUCUGCACAGGAGGCAGUGUCUGACCGCAGGCAGAUGCCCGGGCCCCUCGUGCCACGCGGGGCAGCGUGGACGGCCGCGGGGUGCGUGUCCCUGCCGUCGUCCUGGCCCGGAAGGCCGUGCUCACCCACAUCAGUCUGUGGUCUCGUCGCUGUGUCCAUUUCCGUUCCUCGCCCCAGUUCUCUUCACUGACGGCUUUGAGUCCUGCAGCCGUGGGGUGUUUCCUCUCUGGCGAGUCUCUCCGGGUCAGCCAAGAGUUUGUCCUUCAGUCCCAAGGGGGGAGGGGCAAGAGAACAGCCUGGCCCUGCGUGCCGUGUCCGGAGCCCACUCUGAGCCGGCCUCGCGAGCUGUCUGUGCAGUGACCGGCCCUUCUGGCCCUCCCGGAAGUGACUCCGUCUGCAUGUCCGUCUCUGUCCUGAGGCCUGACAUGUGCAGCACGAGGCUUGGGUUACAGUCGUGACCUGGUUGAGCCCUGGGAGCCUCGGUCGCCCCGCUUUCCACGCCUGGGUGCCAGGAACGGCUUACCUACCAGAUCAUCAGUGUCGCCCUGGGCGGGCCUCGGCUGGAGGCGUGUGCUGCCUGCCUGGCCCGCGCCUGCCCCUCGCCUGCCCCUCGCAGCUUCUCCCCCUCCCCGCAGCGAGGCCUGGGGGGUGCCCCCACACAGCCUCCCACACCCCACAUGCCGCUGCCACGUGCAGCCUCUCUGCUCCCCUCGCCCCUUUCUCGGGGCGACUCCUCUGUGUGGGGCCCGAGAGCAGGCGUGGCCCCCGCCCCCAGCCCCCGGGGGUUGCGUGGAAAAGCAAUUUCAUGCCAAAUUGCCGUUUUCUUCUUACCUGUGAAGUGUGCAUCUAUGUCUCUUAUCAAACACUUUUUUUUUCUUUAACAAUCCUGCAGUUACAGUUUAUUUCUCAAUCAGAUCAAAAUCAAUGUGCGUUGUGUGACCUGGCUGGUGCAGCCAUGCUGUGAGCCCGUUCUGAGGCCCUGCCAGCCGAGCUCGCCCUGAAGGCUCCGUCUCUAUUCCCACAAAAGGUCCAUCACAUACUUGUUAGUUAAAACUCGUGACAAAUCUCUGGAACACUAGCCACUUUGUUUUAACAUGUACUGCUACGAGUGAAUCAUCAUUCUCUAAAAUUCGCGUUUCUGUGUCUACCUGUAAACCUUCUCCCGUACUCGCGUGUGAGCUGUGGUGUCAUCGUUAUUAUUGAGUUCCAGCUUCUGUAGUUUUUCUUUACCCGAUGGCCGUUGAUCAGCAUGCUUCGAUGUUCUUCAGGAAAGGGUCUGUUUGGAUGAGAGAAAAGAAAAAAAAUAAAAUCUUCCACUCUCUGAA
Sorex fumeus (smoky shrew) is the source of this 2521-nucleotide messenger RNA. It is a transcript of the gene AGPAT5, whose product is annotated as 1-acylglycerol-3-phosphate O-acyltransferase 5. Bases 53 to 1150 code for a protein of 365 amino acids. Gene Ontology annotation, molecular function: acyltransferase activity. Gene Ontology annotation, cellular component: endomembrane system; mitochondrion. Lineage: Eukaryota; Metazoa; Chordata; Mammalia; Eulipotyphla; Soricidae. The transcript has 8 exons. The record is from RefSeq and is a predicted model, not a curated record.